AGAAGAGGCCACGACCUGGCAGAAGACACCGGAGAGGAGUAGACUCGCCAGCCGCCGCCGCCAGUGAGGCCCGCCCACCCGUUCGCCUGGCCCCCUGCCCCGUUCACCAUGCAGCCUGCUUCUGCAAAGUGGUACGAUCGAAGGGACUACGUAUUCAUUGAAUUUUGUGUUGAAGACAGUAAAGAUGUUAAUGUAAAUUUUGAAAAAUCCAAACUUACUUUCAGUUGUCUUGGAGGAAGUGAUAAUUUUAAGCAUUUAAAUGAAAUUGAUCUUUUUCACUGUAUUGAUCCAAAUGACUCCAAGCAUAAAAGAACGGACAGUUCAAUUUUAUGUUGUUUGCGGAAAGGAGAAUCUGGUCAAUCGUGGCCUAGGUUAACAAAGGACAGGGCAAAGCUUAACUGGCUUAGUGUGGACUUCAAUAAUUGGAAAGACUGGGACGAUGAUUCAGAUGAGGACAUGUCCAAUUUUGACCAUUUUUCUGAGAUGAUGGAUCACAUGGGUGGCGAUGAGGAUGUAGAUUUACCAGAAGUAGAUGGAGCAGAUGAUGAUUCACAAGACAGUGAUGAUGAAAAAAUGCCAGAUCUGGAGUAAGGAAUGUUGUCAUCACCUGGAUUUUGAGAAAGAAAAAUAACUUCUGCAAGAUUUCAUAAUUGAGAAAAUUCCUGAGUUGAAAGCUCUAAAGGCAGAUGCUGUAUUUGCCUCCUUUAACCCAUUUUUCAACCUGUUUUUUAAUUUUUUUUUUUAAAGGCUUCACUAAGGGUUGAUAAUGUACCAUUGUAUGGGGCAAUUUAAGUCAGGUAAGGCAAUAUCCUUAUGCAUGAACAUUUCCCAGGAUUCCAUGAAGCGGUUGAGAUCCUAGGCAACUGAUACAACAGCUCUGAUGAAUAAACACUUCACCUAAGUCUU
Messenger RNA from Microtus ochrogaster (prairie vole), 906 nucleotides. RefSeq names its product prostaglandin E synthase 3. The record is from RefSeq and is a predicted model, not a curated record. Gene Ontology annotation, biological process: telomerase holoenzyme complex assembly; prostaglandin biosynthetic process; protein folding. Gene Ontology annotation, molecular function: protein-folding chaperone binding; Hsp90 protein binding; prostaglandin-E synthase activity. Gene Ontology annotation, cellular component: cytosol; nucleus. NCBI's taxonomy places the organism in Eukaryota, Metazoa, Chordata, Mammalia, Rodentia, Cricetidae.